This is a messenger RNA of Erigeron canadensis, 3293 nucleotides long. Its product is annotated as pentatricopeptide repeat-containing protein At3g62470, mitochondrial-like. Lineage: Eukaryota; Viridiplantae; Streptophyta; Magnoliopsida; Asterales; Asteraceae. Gene Ontology annotation, molecular function: protein binding. The record is from RefSeq and is a predicted model, not a curated record. The transcript has 5 exons. The coding region runs from base 42 to 1868 and encodes 608 amino acids.
GACGAUCGCCGUUAAUUUUCAAUUUUUCAUGGAGUUCAACAAUGGCUACUAAACCCAGAAACCAUUUAAUUUCAUCUAUUUUUAACAUCAAAAACAAUGGCGAAAUCAAACACCGGACCACCACUACCGCCUUACCCAGCAUCGUUCACCGACAACAAAUCCGGCCGACAACCCAUCGAGGAUCCAUUCAACGGAAAAUGGUCUUUUCUAACGGUAUCUCUAUGCCCAUGUUUAGUAUGUUUCAUGUUUUUAAUGAUUAUAGUCUCAAUCAUAUUAACAAUCAAAUUCCAUUUGUUGUGCCACACUCCCAUUGGUUCUCUUCUUUACAAGAAAAAAUGUUAGUUUCAAACCCUAGGGGUAAUUUUGUAAAUCUACAUUCAAAGAUGAAAUCUUUUCAAAGAGGGUUUUGUGGGGUUUCAAGUUUUGAUAAUGAAAGUGAUGGAAAGGAAGUUGAAAGGGUGUGUAAUGUGAUCGAAGAAUUGUUUGCGUUGGAUCGGAAUAUGGAAGCAGUUUUAGAUGAUUGUGGGGUGAAUUUAAGUCAUGAUUUGGUUGUUAAUGUGUUGGAAAGGUUUAAACAUGCUAGACGACCAGCUUUUAGGUUUUUUUGUUGGGCCGGGGGAAAAGAUGGGUUUAAGCAUGAUUCAAGAACGUAUAAUGUGAUGAUGGGUAUACUUGGGAAGACUAAGCAGUUCGAGACGAUGAUAGCAUUGGUUGGUGAAAUGGGGGAGAAAGGGUUGUUGACACUUGAGACGUUUCAGAUUUGUAUUAAGGCGUUUGCUGCUGCUCAGCAAAGGAGGAAAGCGGUUGGUGUUUUUGAGCUGAUGAAGAAGUAUGAUUUUAAAGUUGGGGUUGAUAGUAUUAAUAUGUUGCUUGAUAAUCUUGGAAGGGCGAAGCUUGGGAAAGAAGCGCAGAUUUUGUUUGAGAAGUUGAAAGGUCGGUUUAGUCCUAAUAUACAAACGUAUACGGUGUUGUUGAAUGGUUGGUGUCACGUUGGGAAUUUGUUGGAGGCGGGGAAGGUGUGGAAUGAGAUGAUUGAUGCAGGAAUCAAUCCUGAUAUUGUGGCUCAUAACAUAAUGCUUGAUGGGUUGUUGAAGGUGCAUAAGAGAUCUGAUGCGGCUAAGCUGUUUGAGGUCAUGAAAGCUAAAGGUCCGACGCCUAAUGAAAGAAGCUAUACGAUUAUGAUUAGGGAUUUAUGUAAGCAAAAACGAAUGAAGGAUGCUGUCGAGUAUUAUGAGAACAUGUUGGAUUUUGGAUGCAAGCCAGAUGCUGCGGUUUACACAUGUUUGAUUACGGGGUUUGGAAACCAAAAACAGAUGGAUAAAGUUUAUGGAUUGUUGAAGGAAAUGAAAGAAAAAGGAUGCCCGCCUGAUGGGAGGAUGUAUAAUGCUCUAAUUAAAUUGAUGACAAAUCGACAAAUGCCAGAUGAUGCGGUGAGGUUAUACAAGAAGAUGAUUCAAAGUGGCAUUGAACCAACUAUUCACACCUAUAACAUGAUGAUGAAAUCGUUCUUCAGGGUCGAAAAUUAUGACAUGGGUCUUGCAGUUUGGGAAGAGAUGAGCCAAAAAGGUGUUUGUCCAGAUGAUAACUCCUAUAUCGUGUUUAUAGGUGGACUUAUCAGGCAGGGAAGAUCAUUGGAGGCCUGUAAAUAUCUUGAAGAGAUGAUAGAGAAAGGCAUGAAGCCACCUCAACUUGAUUACAAUAAGUUUGCUGCUGAUUUUUGUAGGGCCGGUAAGCCUAAUAUACUCGAAGAGUUGGCUCAAAAGAUGAGAUUGGAAGGUAAGAUCGAGGUUUCUGACAUAUUUUCCAGGUAUGCUGAGACAAUGAAGAAAACGGGUAAGCGUAAAGGCUUUGACUUUGUUAGAAACUGAGGUAAUUGGGUAACCACUAUUGUGCAUUGUUGUUUUAGUGUAUGUUUCUCUAGGAGUUAAGUAUGCUAUCCAGUUGAUUGGUACGUCAGUUAUCUGUAUGUGCGUAUCACAUUGUGGGGAAUCAACCUGCAAUUUUUACAUCAAUGAUGAGUUAAGUAUUUCAAGUUUUGACUUCAAAUUGUAAUGUUUUGCAUUUUGUAUGCUGUAUGUAUCUUUGUUUUACAGUCUGACAGUUGCGACUAUUUUUUCUUUCUUUAGCAGUUCCUGAUCAUCUAUGAAUAUUUAUGAAGCCGGUUUGUACUAAACCAAUAGUUACACUUGAUUACUAAAAAGUUCCCUUGAAUAUUUAAUUUAAUCAAAGCAUGUUAACACGAGAGUUAUGCCAAUCAGUCAAUUUCCUUGUAGGCAGCUGAAAUAUCAUCUUAUGUUACUUCUUUUUUUGUUAUCAUAUAAUUUCUAAUCAUAGAUAUAUUUGCAUGACAUUAACUACAGUUUCUUUGCUGGAUAUUUUAUACAUGAAAACAUUUUCUUACUUCAUGAAAACAUUGUUGGGUAUUGCCCUGGCAACUUGAUUAACAACCAAUGAAUCAAUCCCAGAUCUGAGCCACUCUUAAUUUUAUGCCAGUGUAUCUUUUUCUUUAUUUAUCGUACUUCUUUUGUUGUCUUCCGUGUUCUGCAGCUUACUUCUGAAUUGGGUGACUGAUUGCAAGGAACGUUUUUUAUCCAACUACAUUCUUGAUUUCAGAUUCUUAGGAAGAUUGAUUGCUGCACCAAAUCCAGAUGAUAGAGCUUUGAGAGUAACUAUUUAAGUCAUAUAAACAUGUAUUAGUAUAUUACAACACAUUAUUUCCAACUAGGUGGCGACAGGUGCACUGCCAUCAAUGCAACUAAUGUGAAUGGAUUGUCACACACCACCAACACUUAUUUUGAAAGUUAAUUCGAGACGUCGAGUGAUUAUCUAGGUAAAAUGAUGGUAUGUGUAAUUGAGGGAACUUGUGAGGCUGCUUUAAGAACUUUCAUGUCACUUGGCAUGUUUAGAUCAGAAUAUGACUUUUGUUUGUAUACUGAGAGUGGUUGCUCCUUGGUGGUCAUACAGAGAUUGUACACAUCUGCCGUGACUCGCUACCAUGAACUUUUCGUAGCUAUGUAAAGUUUGGUGGCAACCAUUGUACAUAUGACGUUGCACCGAUGCUCUUAGGCCAUGGGAGAUGGAUGAGAUCAAAGCUGGUACACGUGUUCUCUCUAUGAGGUGAGAUUUGCAACCAUUCUGUUCAUGUUUAUUUCACAUUGUAGUUCACCUUUUCGAGAUGUAUAGAUUAUUAGAUGACCAUGACUUGAAAUUAUUUGACGUCGACUUGAUCUGAGUCGAGCCGAGCUCGAGCUACUCGUGUAGUUAAUGAUGAAUGAAUUUCUAUAUUUUUGUAA